UUGCUGUAGCAAGUGGUAGCAAGAGCCAAGAGCAAACUGUAGUGCUGUAGUGUUGAGGUUUUACAAACAUGAGCGAAGGUAAAGGUGUGGAUAAGCUAAAGUACUUAGAAAAAUACUUGGCCCCGAAAGAAAAAAAGAAAGCGAAAAAGUCGAAACAUUCUUCGGGACACAGGUUGCGCAUUCUGGAUGAUGAUGUGGACCUUAAGCAACUGCCUUCUGUGCAGAAGAAGGCUGAGUCAGAGGACGAAGAAGCCCCUAUUGUUGCUUCUAUCGUAGAUGAUCGCCCUCUACAUGUCAGAGUGGCGGAACAGUAUACCCCUUCUCAGUGGAAAACCCUCGAACCAAAACAAGAAAACCAAGAAGAGUCCGUAAAAUCAUCGAAGCAGAGCCCAUCUAAGCGGACAAAACCCUCCAAAACCAGGGAGUCAACACACAAGAGAAGACAUGGAUCUGACAGUGAUUUGUCACCAGAAAGGCACACAUCAUUAGCACACAACAAAACCAGGAAAAGACAUUCACACUCACCUGGAGCACCCCCAUCAAAAAGGCACGACUCUGACAGUGACCUCUCACCCGAUCGACAGCCAUCUUCAGCACCAAUUAAACGGGGAAAACAGUCUGGGGCAGUAUCACCAAGUGAUGAUGCAUCACGGACGAAGAGGCACGACUCUGGCAGUGACUUGUCUCCACAAAGGAAUAAAGGUUCAGACAGCGACCUGUCCCCACCAAGGAGAAGGGGCUCAGGCAGUGAUGUCUCGCAGCCAAGAAGAAAGGGCUCCGACAGUGACCUUUCACCCGUGAGGAAAAAGGGUUCAGACAGCGACCUCUCUCCACCAAGAAAGACAAGUCGCAGAAGCAUGCCUUCGCCUCAGCCUCAGAAGAGAGAUUCGCACAAAUCACGCAAGAAAGCAGAUAGAACCUCAUCCAAGGAAAAAGUGAAGGUGAAGAAAGAGAAGGAGGAGGAAAAAGUUAUGGAGGUAGUGAAACUGCGAGACGAUUCAAAGGCACUUAAGGCUAAAGCUGAUGCUGCCAAGGAAGAAGAAAAGAAGAAAAUCUACAGCAGAUGGGGGAAGGGGGUUGUGCAACAAGAACAACAAGAAAAACAAUUGGAGGAGCACCUCUAUGAAAUGUCCAAGCCAUUUAGUCGGUAUGAAGGGGAUGCUGACUUAGAAAAGCACCUCAAGGAACAAGACAGAGCAGGAGACCCAAUGCUCAAGUAUAUUAAGAAAAAGAAGGCAUCUGCUACAGAAAACACCAGGCCACGGUAUAAUGGUCCAGAGCCUCCGCCUAACCGGUUUGGAAUCUGGCCAGGCUAUCGGUGGGAUGGAGUAGACCGUUCCAAUGGAUUUGAGAAGAGGUUGGUGGAGCAGAAAAACAGUUCGAAAGCCAAUGAAGAGGAAGCAUACAAAUGGAGUGUGGAAGACAUGUGAUUAAUUGGAAAUAAAUGGAACUCUCGUUUCA
Ornithodoros turicata is the source of this 1461-nucleotide messenger RNA. RefSeq names its product BUD13 homolog. NCBI's taxonomy places the organism in Eukaryota, Metazoa, Arthropoda, Arachnida, Ixodida, Argasidae. The record is from RefSeq and is a predicted model, not a curated record. Gene Ontology annotation, molecular function: RNA binding. Gene Ontology annotation, biological process: mRNA splicing, via spliceosome. Gene Ontology annotation, cellular component: RES complex; U2-type spliceosomal complex.